This is a messenger RNA of Varroa destructor (honeybee mite), 3664 nucleotides long. RefSeq names its product RNA polymerase III subunit C53 (gene Polr3D). Gene Ontology annotation, cellular component: RNA polymerase III complex. Gene Ontology annotation, biological process: tRNA transcription by RNA polymerase III. The record is from RefSeq and is a predicted model, not a curated record. Lineage: Eukaryota; Metazoa; Arthropoda; Arachnida; Mesostigmata; Varroidae. Gene Ontology annotation, molecular function: DNA binding.
AUUUGAACCUUGGCGUAACCACACCUCGUUUCAUGCUGGAAGCCAGCCGUCCAAUGGAACACCUAACGACGGUACCGGAUGUAAAACUCUGAAAAGGAAAACAAAGUAAAGCUAUCACGAGGACGAAAUAGUGGCAAAGUGUCGUUCGAACAGUACUUUCAAGAUGCUUCCAAUUCGACUGGUAAAGGAAGGACGUAUCCAUUGGAACUUUGAACCAGGAUGCCCCAUAGUAAGUGUUAUGAGUCGUCGUUAUGCAACAGCAUAUUAAAAAUGCGCUGAUCCAAGUUACCCCGGAAGCCCAACAAGCUGUCUGCCGACACAAGGCGCGACACAACAGAAUUUUGCACGUUUGUGUAUUACAGUGUUCCACGCUCACCGACUACUAAGCAUUUACGAGGCAUUGGAUUGUAAAAGCGCUUGGAGAUGGCGGAAGGUGGUGGUGUAAAUAAUUCUGGAACUGCAAACCAAAAGACGCUUCCGAGAGGAGUGCUUGCCCGAUCGGGGUUGCCCUUACCAACUGGAACCAGGUUGAAUUCAAGCAUCAGGGCCCCUCGUGACCUCACCCUUGGAGGCAAAGUAGGCGGACCGCCCAAAAAGUGUCUUGCUCCAAAUCUCAUUCCAAAGAGUAAUGUCAGUUUAUCGGCAAAUGGCUUGGAGGGGCGCGAAAACGGACGUAGCGGAGUCGGUUCUCGUGGGGAGGCUGGAGGACGCAGCCGACAUGAUAAAGUUGGAAGUGGGUUUCGAGGGCGCGGUAGAGGUGAUGGAAAUCGAGGUCGGGGCCGUGGCCGAGGACCCAAUCUUGUACAACUCGAUGGUAUCUUCGUGGCAGGGUCAACACCCCCAGGAAAUUGCGGCCACAGUGGAGAAGGUGCGGGUAGUUCGGGACUACGAAGUUCUAAAGAUUCAAGCUUGCCCAAGUACAUUCCUAUGGAACAGGAAGAUUGCGAAAAUACGAAAGAAACCAUCAGUCGACUGACUAGGGCUGAUUUCACGGACUAUGGUGACGAAGACGAAGAAUGCGAAUUGCCUCUUAUGAUUCCUCUGACAACGGCACGUUACGGUACGACAUGCAAGGUGGAAGACUAUACUGGUCCAGAUGAAACGGAUUUGGCAAUGGAAGCAGAUAGCAGUGAAACGGAACGAAUAAAGCCAUUGAAAGUCGAUAAAUCCAGUGCAGAAAGCGAUCCAUCAGAUAUUGCAAGAAACCUUCUUGGCAUGUUAUGCUUAGGUCAUGGAGCUGUAAAAGCUGACGACGAAGGCACUACGUUAACCGUGUUUCAGCUUCCUAGACUUCCAGGUCCGUCCAAAGCAUCCCAGGAUGAGGAGCGUCGGCUGCUGCAGAAGGAUACAAAUUCUUGUAAAGCUCAAACCGACACCAGCCAGCAGUACAAGCUGAGACAUCUAUCUAAGGGAUAUCUCGGAAAGCUGCAGGUUCUACGAGAUGGCAGAGUUCGAAUGGUCUCAGGAAGAGUAUCAAUGGAGUUGCAAAUGGCAUCCGAACUACCACUAUAUCAGGAGCUCGUUGAAAUCCAGGGACGUAUGGUGAUCCCAAUAGCCAAAGUUGAAAACAAGGUCGUGUGUCGUCUUAAUCCAAAGGAUCUAGUUGGGGAAGGCACCAGCAAUAGCAACGUUCAUAAUAAUAGCCAAUGACUCUACAAGAAACCGAAAUAGAAAAAAUACCGUAUAUAACAGUGUUGAUGUUUAUUAUACACUGCCGCAUAAUCGAGAUGGUCAAAGACUGUUGUAAUUAAAUUAGGAUUAACUCUAGGAGAUGACGCUCCAGUAAGUAAACAAAUAGUAAAUUAUAUUAAAUUGAGAUGUAUAGGCUGUUCGAGAAGUUCCGAAGAAGAGAAGUUCGAAGCCCGAUGGCGCUCAAAAAAUUUCUACAACUAACUAUACAAAUGCAGGCCCACGAAGCUCGAACAACUCAUUAUUAUGAGAAGGGUGGAACAGCUGUUUAUCAACCAGCGAUUGAUGUGAUUUCGGUGUUACUCCGGUGGGACUGGCAGCAGUUAGAAGUGGCCACAUGCCUAAUGUUAGUGAUUAUAUGUAUUUCACCGCGCUGAACCGCAAAGUAGUGUAUGUAAACGUGAAUUUAACACGUAUAUUGGGGUGAGGGUGAGGUCUGUUUCGCCUUCUAAUAUACUGACUUAUGUCUUUUGCCGAAUUUGCAAAGAUGGUUGCGAACGUCUAAAAUUCAGUAAGCCUUUCUACAGUCAGAUCUGACCACCUGAUUUGGCAAGAUAUUUUAUGCUAUGCACGUAGCGAUGCACAAUCCGCAGAUAUCGAUGCAACAGUCCAUCGUUUCCUUCAUAGGAUUCUCCAUGAGAAAAUUGUGAUGUAAUUGUUUAUGUUAUAUAAUGUCAAAAAAAUUUUACUAAAGUGAUUGCGUAUAUGUAAGCUGGUAGAUGCUAUUGAGUACAUAUGAUACCAUAUUUGGUUCACUAAAUUGAUAACACGAUAACCAUUCUGAAACUCAGCUCUUUUAUUUCAUGCUAAAUAUUGCAAAUGCAUAACAUACAAAAUCGUAGUUUACUCAGCUUUUUUUAGCAGUAUAAAAUAUAUAAUUUAAUGGGUUCAGGCGAAUUGUAAUGAGGCGAAGUUGUCGGCUUUUGAUAGUAACUUCGCAGUAACAAAUUUGGUGUUACCAAUCUUUAGUUCCUUUUCAGUGAGGUCUGGCUCUCUUUACUGAUUCAGCAAAAUGUAUGUUGGACUAGAAGUAAAGAGAGGCGUUAUAUAGACUUCAGCUAAGUUUAUUUAAAUAUAUUUUAUAGCUUUACUGCUCCAUCCGUUUUUUCUAAGUGUCACAUUUCCGAUAGCUUCCACUUCUCUGCCAGCUCAAGGUAUCCACGAAGUAAACAAGAAAUUUUUGUCAAUAACUUUUGUCAGCUACUUGUCAAGGGGAAUCCUAAUUUAAGUAAGAAAAAAAGCAAUUUGUCGAUUAGUCCUUCAUAUCAUUUAUUCUUGACCGUUUCGAUAAACAAGAUGGCUUGCAAAGGCGCAAUAAGUUGCCCAAAUGUACUGAGUGUGGAUGAGAGAUAUAGUUCUACGACAAAAAUCUCCUUUAGUGAGAACACUGUUGUCCAUACAAGCUUGAAAGUGCAAGUGUAUAAAAUGUACAGAUAUGUAACAAGAGACAACGUUUGGUUGCGUUUAAUCAACACUUAUCGUUGAUAUUAUUUGACUAUUUUCUCAUUUGUGGUUGAAUAGAACUUAUUAAAUAUCAGGAGAACAACUGCUGUUGUUUUUGUUUACGUAUAGAUAGUAUUCUUUAUUAUGCAAGUGAAAAGAAAUAAUUCUUCGUUCAUAUAUUACAAAAAAAAUUAUAUAAUAAUACCUUUUUUAAAUAAAGAGGCCCUAAAAUAAAGACACGCACCCCUUGGGUCGAAAUAAUGAAGUGAUGUUUUUCUAGUAGGUUAGAAAACGAUAUUUGCAAAACAUUACUAUUGGAACUUAUAACCCGAUUGUUGGAAAAAGCAAAUAAACUGAUUGCGUUAGCUAUUAAAAAUGUCGAUCUUUCGAGCCAAGUAUAACAAACACCAUUAAAAGACAGUAUCCUGUAUAGCUUCCGUUAUCGUAUACCAGAGUUUUUCUGUCAUCAUUAUAGCAAUAUAGUUCAAAACUGGUAUUCACGAUGUGCCUCAUAGAUGAUGAAACAGCAAAC